Selaginella moellendorffii is the source of this 1323-nucleotide messenger RNA. RefSeq names its product putative tRNA pseudouridine synthase. Lineage: Eukaryota; Viridiplantae; Streptophyta; Lycopodiopsida; Selaginellales; Selaginellaceae. The transcript has 8 exons. Bases 1 to 657 code for a protein of 218 amino acids. Gene Ontology annotation, molecular function: pseudouridine synthase activity; RNA binding. Gene Ontology annotation, cellular component: nucleus. The record is from RefSeq and is a predicted model, not a curated record. Gene Ontology annotation, biological process: mRNA pseudouridine synthesis; tRNA pseudouridine synthesis.
AUGGUACCUAUUUGCGUGUUGGGAGGGCGUGGCGCGGAAUCUGGCGCCGCGGUUUGCAAGCUCGCCGCUGUGGAUGAGGUGCUGCGAUUCAAGAAGAAUGUGGCGAUCUGGGUGGGAUAUGUGGGAACGGAUUACAAAGGCUUGCAGAUCCAGCGAGGAGUCGCCGGUAUCCAUUCUGUUGAAAACGAGCUCGAAGAAGCAAUAUACAAAGCUGGGGGGAUUUCCGAGGAAAAUUACAGACACCUUGACAAAGUCAGGUGGAAGAGAAGCAGCAGGACAGACAAAGGCGUCCAUUCUUUAUGCACUGUGGUCACCAUGAAGCUCGAGGUUGCUGUGAAUUCGUGGCUGAAUGACGUUGACGGCAUUAAGAUUGCCGACGCUUUCAAUGCCUACCUCCCGGCGAACAUAUCAAUAUUUGGAGUUGUUCCUGUUACCAAAUCGUUUGAUGCCAGAAGGUCCUGCUACUCCAGAACAUAUGAUUACUACUUUCCUGCUGCCUGCAUUGGCAUAAAUAACGAGUCAUCCAGUGAAGAUGUCGACCAGCGGAUUCAGGAUUUUAGGCGUACCUUGAAAUCUCUAGAGGCACGCGUUUCACAAUUACACUGUCAGGCGCCUCUACAGAAAAUCCCAGAGGCGAGGGACAUAUUCUCCGUCUAGAAACUUAAUUGCCGACGAAGAAUCAUCAGAAGACGAGGAACCUUCUUUCAAGGAUACACACGACGAGCAGGACAACCCAGCUGCUGACAUAGGAGAGGAACGGGGUGCGGGUCGACGGGCUUACUGGCUAGAUGAAUCGGAAGAAGGCAAAGAUCCUGUAAAAGCCUCGCAUUUCAGAAACGUUGCGAAAUGCACUUGCGAAGGACCUGAAAAGCUCAAUUGUCCUUCGUCGGUUGUACGUAUAAGAGUUACAGGCGAAUCAUUCAUGGUCCACCAGAUUCGGAAAAUGGUCGGGACUGCCAUUGCUGUCUUUCGACAUGUCCUGCCAGAGGACGCCAUUCCAGUUUCUACGUGCCGGCAUGCAAGAGUUGUGUUACCGCUUGCACCACCACACGGGCUCGUACUGUCCGGUAACUCCUUUUUCCCGUUCAGAGGAGGUUACACUCGUGCUAAGGGGGGAACUGGCGGAUAUUUCUUCUCCAAACUGGGAAUACAGGUGUCAAGCCAAAUCGCAGAGCGGAUGAACUCGUUCUGGCUUGAGAAGCUAGCUCCGGUGAUCUCUUCAUCUAUGAACGAAGAGGAGGCACCUUGGUCUCAGUGGCUAGAGUCACUGGAACUCAACCGGAUUGAUGACUUGGAGUUUGCAAACUUACGGGAUGCUUGGAA